Molecule: messenger RNA, 3361 nt
Organism: Drosophila grimshawi
Lineage: Eukaryota; Metazoa; Arthropoda; Insecta; Diptera; Drosophilidae
Gene: 5-HT1A
Product: 5-hydroxytryptamine receptor 2A
Exons: 10
Coding region: 665-3169 (834 amino acids)
Biological process (GO): adenylate cyclase-activating adrenergic receptor signaling pathway
Cellular component (GO): membrane
Molecular function (GO): G protein-coupled amine receptor activity
Source: RefSeq, a predicted model, not a curated record
CUGUGCAAAUGAAUAUGGUAUAAUGCGGGCCAUUGCGCCCCCUCUCUCAAAGCAAACAACAACAGCAUGAAAAUACAAACGCGACAAAAGCAAUAACAACAGCAACAAGAGAUGAUAGGAGUUAUGUCGCCAACGGAAGUGAGACUCACUUUGAGGUUGUGAAAAUAGCGUAUAAGCAACCCAUAACACAUGAGCACAAACGGAAGAGCUUAAAAGGAAUAAAGAAUAAAAGAAGUAAUAACAACAGGCAGCCUGACAAGUUGGCAGCAACAACAAUCAGCACCAAAGCAACAACACUGCCAGUCAAAAACAAAAAGAGCAACAACAAAGCAUCCAUUAGAAAGUGAAUGCCGGAACUGUAAACGUCGCUCCGUGUAAACACUUAAAAGCUCAUUAAAAGAAUACUUCCUGUCUACGACUAGUGUGUCCGUGUGUGUGAGUGUGUGUGUGUCACCAUGUACCGACGUCAGCGACGACGCCCAAAUAGCUCCAUCUCGCCUCUGACCAGCCAAAGUCAUAGUCAUUGCAUAGUUGCAUAGUAGCAUAGCCGCGCUUCCGUUUCCGUCUACGCUCACUCACCUCAUUUCCGCUGCGGCUGCAACUAAGCGAACUACCUUUAAUCCCACCAAAAAAAUAAAACAACAGAACCAACAACAACAACAAAAUGGCGCGCGAGACCAACUUUAAUGAUGCUCUGGACUACAUUUACAUAGCCAAUAGCAUGAAUGAUAAGGCAUAUCUGAUAGCUGGGCCGAGGCCUUAUAACGAUGACGACAAUGAGGAUGAGCGGGAGCUGGAUGAUGAGCUUGCCGGCGACGACAACAAUAACAAUCAUUACUAUAACGAUGGCGGCGAUAGCGACUUUAUAAACGCUGUCGCUGCUAUUGACACCAUCGAUGGCAGCAGUGCGGGCAACAUUAAGAACAGCAACUACAACAACAACAGCAAUAGCUCACCAAGCUCACCGCUGGCCACAGCAGCGCUGGCAGCGGUAGCGGCAAGUGCCUCGGUUGCAGCGGCAGCAGCGCGAAUAACCGCAAAAGCGGCUCAUCGAACACUCGCCACAGGUGCAAUCAAACUGAUCGAUGUGGAUGGCAGCAGAGUUGCCGCCAGCGACAGCGCCAGCUCCGUUUUAGACAAUAACUAUACGAAUGUGGCUGUGGGCUUGGGCGCAAUGCUGUUGAAUGAUACGCUGCUACUGGAGGGCAAUGAUACGGCCUUGAGUAUUUUUGGGGAGUGGGUGAAUGUUAACAGCAGUGGUCAGCUGAUGAAUACCAGUACAGCAAUCAAUGUCACCGCCAGCAAAGUGGCCGAGGAUGAUUUUACGCAGCUGCUGCGCAUGGCUGUCACAUCGGUGCUGCUGGGCCUCAUGAUACUCAUCACCAUAAUUGGCAACGUCUUUGUGAUAGCAGCUAUUAUACUGGAGCGUAAUCUGCAGAAUGUGGCUAACUAUCUGGUUGCUUCAUUGGCCGUCGCUGAUCUAUUUGUUGCUUGUCUGGUGAUGCCACUAGGUGCUGUCUAUGAGAUCAGCCAAGGCUGGAUUCUGGGACCGGAGCUAUGCGACAUUUGGACUUCGUGCGAUGUACUCUGCUGCACUGCCUCCAUUCUGCAUCUGGUUGCCAUCGCCGUUGAUCGCUAUUGGGCUGUGACCAACAUCGAUUAUAUUCACUCGCGCACCAGCAAUCGCGUCUUUAUGAUGAUCUUCUGUGUGUGGACGGCAGCAGUGAUUGUUUCCUUGGCGCCACAGUUUGGCUGGAAGGAUCCAGACUAUUUGCAGCGCAUCGAGCAGCAGAAAUGCAUGGUAUCCCAGGAUGUGUCCUAUCAGGUAUUUGCCACCUGUUGCACCUUUUAUGUGCCACUGUUGGUAAUCUUGGCGCUAUACUGGAAAAUCUAUCAGACGGCAAGGAAACGCAUCCACCGCCGGCGGCCAAGACCCGUCGAUAUGACGGCUAACAAUAAUCAGCCCGAUGCGACAGCGCCAACAGAUACAAAACUUAAUCGUCUGCGGCUACGUCUUGGCAGAUUCUCAACGGCCAAGAAUAAGAGCGGUGGUGCUGGUGGUGGUGCAGCAAGUAGUACGGCUCUUGGUUUGGUGGAAGGCAACUCCACAAACACCGUAAACACAGUGGAGGAUACCGAGUUCAGUAGCUCGAACGUGGACAGCAAAAGCCGAGCAGGCAUUGAGGUACCCAGCACAUCGGGCAGCCAAAUUGCAACUGUUUCGCACCUGGUGGCGCUGGCUAACCAGCAGCAUGCCAGCAGUGCCAAGCAGCAAAGACCAGUAGCCACAGUCCAGCAGCCGAGAACAGAGACGCUUAGCAAAGAGGAGCAACCAUUGGAGGAAGAGCAGCAUCACCAGCAGCAACUGGAUGAAGCACUGGAGACUGCAACCACAACUUCAGAAGAAGCAACGGCAGCGGCAACAACGGCAGCAUUGGGCAAGGCAAACGGAAAUGGUGGUGUUGGUGGCGCUGUGGAAGUGCUUGAGGAUCCGCAGCUGCAGCAGCAGCUCGAACAAAUGCAGGAGCUACAGAAAACAGCGAAAUGUGGUGGGGUUGGCGGCGGAGGUGCUAGUACAUCGAAUGCCACAACAAUUACAUCGAUAUCAGCGCUGUCACCGCAAACGCCAACAUCGCCAGCCAUCGUACCACAGGCAGGCGCCGUUGGCCCCAUGACAGCCAAGACCAGCACAUUGACUAGCUGCAACCAAGCGCAUCCGUUGUGCAGUUCGGCCAAUGCCUCCGGCGCUGUAACCCCAGAGCCGCGCACCAAGCACCAUCAGCAGCAGCCAACAGCAUCGCACCAGCCACAACAGCAACUGCAACAACAACAGCUGUCAAGCAUUGCAAAUCCGAUGCAAAAGGUGAACAAGCGCAAGGAGACCCUGGAGGCGAAACGGGAGCGCAAGGCAGCGAAAACAUUGGCCAUCAUCACCGGCGCCUUUGUUGUCUGUUGGCUUCCGUUCUUUGUGAUGGCAUUGACGAUGCCGCUGUGUGCCGCCUGCCAGAUCAGUGAUAGCGUCGCCUCUCUCUUCCUCUGGCUGGGCUAUUUCAAUUCUACACUCAACCCGGUCAUCUAUACGAUAUUCAGUCCCGAGUUUCGUCAGGCCUUCAAGCGAAUACUCUUUGGCGGUCACCGGCCGGUGCAUUAUCGCAGUGGGAAGCUCUAGAUAGUGCAUGCGAAGAGGCGAAGACGAUUCUGCUAAAAAAAAAAAGAGAAAAUUAACGGCAGACGAUCUUUCCUCUUCGGUUGAAAAUCUACAAAUCCACCAAAAACAACUCCAAAAGGAAGAAAGCACACCAUAAAAAAGGACUCACAGCAUGUAUACCAAGAAUGAUUUUUAGCAUAUAUAUAUAUAUAU